AACGAGGUAGAGCGAUUUCGUUCAGUCCGCGUCGAGUUGUUUAGUUUGAUCGGUCCCGGAGGUCCUCGGUUCUAGCACCCGAUCCCUUCGUUUUCCCCAUCGAUGACACAGGCUCGAUAAGAACGAGCAAAGUCGUCGAUCGUUCCACGAUCAAUCCACACCAGCUACCUCGGUCUCGAUCGGGACUGCGUGAUCCGCGAGUGCUGCCUCUUGCAUGAAACUCACCGUCCAUAGAGAUCACCAUGGCAACCUUGCUUAGACGAUUCUACCAUGGCUAUCGCUACAUCAACGACGAACUAUCAGAUCCGCGGACCCAGGACUUCUGGCUGAUCGGCUCGCCGUGGGUAAUGUUGAGCAUAGUGGCGAUGUACUUAUACUUCGUGCAGGAUCUAGGCCCGAAACUGAUGGCGACGAAGCGACCCUUCAAUUUGCACAGGGUGAUGCAGAUCUACAACGUUGUGCAGAUUGUACUUUGCGCGUAUCUGCUAUUCAAGGCGAUGACCCUGUCCUGGAUGGUAGACUUUAAUUUCUUUUGCCACGUGGUCGACUACUCGCCGGAGCCGCGACAGAUCGAAAUUGCCAAGACGGUCUGGUUGUACUUCAUGGUAAAGCUGUUGGAUCUGCUCGACACGGUGUUCUUUGUUCUGCGGAAAAAAGAGAACCAGAUAUCGUUCCUGCACGUCUAUCAUCACGCCGGGAUGGCGUUCGGCACGUGGAACGCCGUGAAAUUUCUGGCUGGCGGACACCUUAUCUUCCUAGGAACAAUCAACUCGUUCGUGCACGUGGUGAUGUAUAGCUACUACCUGGCGACGUCAUUCCGCAUGAGCAGACCCUGGUGGAAGAAGCACAUCACCCAGCUGCAGCUGUUCCAAUUCUUCUUGCUCCUGGUGCACGACCUGACCCUGGCGUGGCAGACGGAUUGCCACUUCCCGAAGUGGACGGUGGUGGUGUUGAUCCCGCAGAACGUGUUCAUGAUGGUGCUGUUCGGCGACUUCUACUACAAGUGCUACAUCAGGAAGUCGCAGGCGAAGGUCAGCCAGAACGGCGUCACCGCGGAAGCGGCGAACGGGAAGCUGAAACACAGCCAGUAGGAGUUGUCGCGGGAAACCAAUGUGUGUCUAUAGGGCCCGUUGCCCGAAGGCACCAGGGAACACCCAGGGAACCACAGAACCGGUCGCGAACACUCCACCCACAACUUCCGGACAGCUGAACGCCCACGCGGGAACGCACGCUCCGCGAACGGGAAGCGUUCGCGUGACACCACCGAGUUACAGUUAGCUCAGUCUUAGGGGGACAUGACCCUGAUCUGGUCCAGUUGUCACGAUUCAUUCUGCCAGCACAAUCGACACACCCUCGCUCCGCGCCGCGACGCUUAUCCAGGCAGCUGACCGUCCCGACUCUGUUCUCGGAUUCUUCCUUCUCCUAUUUUCUUCCGAACCGUGGUAGACGCUUCCAGAUCCUUCUGUUGUUUGAUCUUCUAGACUGCGAUAGACAUGAGGCUAUUUCGAAAGAGGAUAGCUCCUUGUCGUGUUCUAUGACCCCCUUGUUCCUGUUCUAUGCUGACAAUGAGGUUAUGUUGGACAUACAUUGCUGUAUACAUGACAUUAUUUCACACGAGGACAGCUCCUUGUCUUAUUCUAUGGUCCCCCUGUUCCUGUUCUAUGCUGUCAAUGAGGUUAUGUUGGACAUUACUAGCUCCUUGUCCUAUCUGAUGAUCCUCUUAGUUCUGGAUUGCUGUAUACAUGACAUUAUUUCACAUGAGGACAGCUCCUUGUCGUGUUCUAUGGUCCCCUUGUUUCUGGUCUAUGCUGUCAUUGAGGUUAUGUUGGACAUUACUAGCUCCUUGUCCUAUCUGAUGAUCCUCUUAGUUCUGGAUUGCUGUAUACAUGACAUUAUUUCACAUGAGGACAGCUCCUUGUCGUGUUCUAUGGUCCCCUUGUUUCUGGUCUAUGCUGUCAUUGAGGUUAUGUUGGACAUUACUAGCUCCUUGUCCUAUCUGAUGAUCCUCUUAGUUCUGGAUUGCUGUAUACAUGACAUUAUUUCACACGAGGACAACUCCUUGUCUUAUUCUAUGGUCCCCUUGUUCCUGGUCUAUGCUGUCAAUGAGGUUAUGUAGGACAUUACUAGCUCCUUGUCCUAUCCGAUGAUCCACUUACUUCUGGACUGUGCUACCGAUGUGACUCAGCUAUACAGUUCUAGCUUCUUGUCCUCUUCGAUGAUCCUCUUAUUUCUGAACUGUGCUACUGAUGUGACUCAGCUAUACAGUUCUAGCUUCUUGUCCUCUUCGAUGAUCCUCUUAUUUCUGAACUGUGCUACUGAUGUGACUCAGCUAUACAGUUCUAGCUUCUUGUCCUCUUCGAUGAUCCUCUUAUUUUUGAACUGUGCUACUGAUGUGUCUGAACUAUAUAGCUCUACCUUCUUGCCUUCUUCGAUGAUCCUCUCACUUCUGAACUGUGCUACUGAUGUGACUCAGCUAUAUAGCUUUAGCUUCUUGUCCUCUUCGAUGGUCCUCUUAUUUCUGGACUGUGCUACUGACGAAACUUGGCUAGAGAGUUCUUCCUUGUCCUACCUCAUGGUCCUCUAGUUUCUGAUAUCAAUGAAACCAUGUUGAACGUGGCUAACUCCUUGUCCUAUCUGAUCCAUCUGCUUCUAAACUGUUUCAGAGAUGAGGCUACAUUAGACAUCGUUAACUGCUUGCUGCAUUUGAUUCUCUCGUUUCGAAACUGUGUUAGAGAUGAAGUUACAUUAGAGAUUCUUUUAACUCCUUUUUCCUAAUUGAUCCGCACUGAUUGAUCCUCUUACUUCCAGAGUGUUUCAAAGAAGAUGCUGCAUUUAGACAUUGCUUCUUCUUUUCCCUGAUCGGUCCUCUUACUUCCAGACUGUUUCAGAGAAGAGACUACAUUUAGACAUUAUCAGCCCGUUGUCCUAUCCCAUCCUCUCGCCACUAUACCGUGACAAGGAUUAAGUAAUGUGGUACAUUUCCAGCUCGAUUCUCUUCCUCGCACCAUGUUAAACUCUUCCUUAAUCGAUCCUCCGGCUUCGAGACUGCGUUAGAGACUCCGAUUGCUCAACAAGACAAAGAUAGAACGGAUUCAGCAGAGAACGGAGAAUGGAACGACCAUUUCGGGACAGCCAGCAGCCGUGGCAACCUUGAAAAAGAUUCACGAGCCUGUUCACAGCAAACCACAGAUCUCUCUUUCUCUCUAUCAUUUUUUCUAUUUAAGAUCGUUCAUCAUCCUCUCGCUACUUUAUCACCCAUGCAUGCACGGCCAGGUGCGCGCGCACGGUUCGCACGAUCCCUUGGGCGGACGUUAGUGUAAUAUAAUAUAGCGUUAGUAUGUAAGGCCUGUCGCAAGUUGCUAUCCCGGUCGGAAACGGCGAUGAUCGCGAUAGCCGCCUGUUCACUGAAAACAAUAAAAACAUGAGUAACCGCUGGA
Molecule: messenger RNA, 3437 nt
Organism: Megalopta genalis
Lineage: Eukaryota; Metazoa; Arthropoda; Insecta; Hymenoptera; Halictidae
Product: very long chain fatty acid elongase 7
Biological process (GO): fatty acid elongation, saturated fatty acid; very long-chain fatty acid biosynthetic process; fatty acid elongation, polyunsaturated fatty acid
Cellular component (GO): endoplasmic reticulum membrane
Molecular function (GO): fatty acid elongase activity
Source: RefSeq, a predicted model, not a curated record